UUUCUUUUUAUCUUCAAUGUCCACAUAGAGCAAAGCACAUAUUUGCCCAGGUUACUGUUAGGAAACAAAAGUAAACAAACUGGACUGGACUUUGCUCAGUCCAUCAAACAGAUGCCCGUGUUAUCCGAGAGCAGCCUUCAAGUCUAAACAGGUGCAUAAUGAUGUUUUUUCAUUUUUACUGCUUUAUAAUAUUUUGCUGUGUUCAUUGUCACGUGGCACUUAAGGAUGAAGAAAGUAUACCUCCUAUUGCCAUGUAUUUCAACACCAAAGGGAGGUAUGAAGAAGUGAACCCAUAUCUCAGACAGGACAUACUCGCUGUAAACAGAUCUUCUUUGCAGCCUCCGUCCUCGCAGUGUCGGGAAAUCCAUCUGACGGCCAUCAUAAGACACGGGACGAGAUAUCCAACGGCCAAAACGGUCAGGGACAUGCAGCAGCUGCACAACAUCGUCCUGAAUAAUUUCACAGAGGAGCAGAGCUGGCUGCGUGAAACCCUGACGCAGUGGACAAUGUGGUACACUGAGGACAUGGACGGCCGACUGGUCCAGAAAGGUGUGGAGGAUCUGAAGCAUUUAGCCGUCAGGCUGUCAAAGCUCUUCCCAACAAUCAUCUCGGAGGAGAAACUUCGAGGUGGACUCAUCAAGUUCAUAACCAGCUCCAAGCACAGAUGUGUGAACAGCACGCUGUCCUUCAAAGCAGGGCUGACGGAGAUGUGGGCCAUCACAGAUGUGGAGUUUGGCCAUGAAGUAAAUGAUGCUCUCAUGAGGUUCUUUGACCAUUGCACCAGGUUUGUGCAGGAAGUCGAUAAAAACUCGUCAGCUGUGAUAGAGGUGGACAGGUUCAAGCAGGGGCUGGAGAUGAUGAGGGUCCAGAAGAAAAUUGCAGAGCAUCUGGGAAUCUCAUCCAGUUUAAUCACAUAUGAUUUGGCCGAGGCAGCAUUUCUCUUGUGCACUUACGAACUUGCUGUCAAGGCAGUAAACUCCCCCUGGUGUCUACUCUUUGAUGAGGAUAAUGCAAAGGUUAUGGAGUAUGCAAGUGACCUGAGGGAGUUCUGGAAAAGAGGCUACGGUCAUGACAUCAACAGCAAGUCAAGCUGCAUCCUCUUUCAUGACCUGUUCAGUCGACUGGACAAGGCAGUCAGCGAGAACACGUUACAUCAGCAGGUCACUGAAGUGGUGUCUGUCCAGAUCGGCCACGCAGACACCCUGCUGCCGUUGCUCACCCUGCUCGGCUUUUUUAAGGAUGCAGUCCCGCUGACAUCGGCCAACUACGCCUCGCAGGCUCAACGCUCUUUCCGCACCAGCCGCAUGUUGCCUUACGCCGCCAAUUUCCUCCUGGUUUUGUACGACUGUGGAGAGGAAGGCAUCAGGCUGCAACCUCUGCUGAACGAGAAGCCUUUGACCUUCCCUGGUCUGACCGAUCAGCAGGCCUCCAUGCCGCUCUAUGAAGAUGUCCGAAAGCACUACAGAUUUCUUCUCAGUGGGUGUGACUUUGAGGCCGAAUGCCAACUACUCAGAAAUCCUGCUGAAGUUUAGUACUGUUUUCAUUUUCUUUAAAAAAAGAAAAAAGAUAAACAUCUGUUGAAAUUAACUAGUCUGAGCCAAACUGGGAAGAAUGGAACUACUAAUAUUAAGGCCAUACUUUUUUGUUCCUCUCAAUACAAAGACGGGUAUAUUUAAUUAGCUGUGAGCUUUUGCUAUAAACUACAAUACUCCAUCUCAUCUUAGUAAUGACCAAUCUGAACAUCUAAUGAAGCACAGAACCUGUAUUUUAAUGUAAAAAUGUUAAGGAUUUUUGGAAUGAUUUAAUACAUUGUUUUUGCAAGUUUGUAAUCUCCUUGAGCUGUUAAAUAAAGUGUCACAGAGGGAGUGGGAGAGUACACAGAGGACUAGAAAAAAAUGUAACACUAAAGAAUAGCUACACUAAAGAAACAUCAUGACUAUAGCAACUAAGAAUAACUAGGAGCAGAAAUAAACAUAACCACAAGCACUAAGAAGAACUGAAGUAAUACAGAAACAAGACUAAUAUAAAUAAAAGUGGAACAAAGUAACAGAAAACAUCAAAAUCCAACUAAACAAAGCCAGAUCCUAACAGAGAUCUUCUUUCAAGCUGACAAUGCUAACCAGAAAGCAUGUGGUCUGCUUUCUUCUGGAUAUGGAUUAUCUUUUAUCUGUCUGCU
Poecilia reticulata (guppy) is the source of this 2176-nucleotide messenger RNA. RefSeq names its product multiple inositol polyphosphate phosphatase 1-like. The record is from RefSeq and is a predicted model, not a curated record. Gene Ontology annotation, molecular function: acid phosphatase activity; inositol phosphate phosphatase activity. NCBI's taxonomy places the organism in Eukaryota, Metazoa, Chordata, Actinopteri, Cyprinodontiformes, Poeciliidae.